UUAAUUACACUGCAAGAACUCGAAUAUGGCUUCUGGAGCAGACCCUGGCGACCGUUCAAGGUUUGCUAAACUCGGAAUGGCAAUAAACGAAGAACUGACCCAGGCCUGUAGAGAUGUCUUAGAAAUGGAGGUACCUCCUGGUCUUGUCUACAACAAAGUGAAAGCAUCAUCAAUUUAUAAGAAAAUACGCCCUGAGCAAGAACUUUGUCUUAUAGGCGCCAAAACAGAUGGUUAUAAAGAAUUUGAUAUAACGCUUUUAUAUACACUGAUAAGAAAUAUAUGUACAAAGAUUCCUCGUCCAACAAAAGGUUGGGGUGGGAACACGAUGCCGUCAGUAGGAGAAACAACGAUCGGUGAUGACAUUGAGAGGAUACGAUUGAUAAGAAACAGCAUGUUUGGACACAUAAGCUCGGCUUCUACCUCACAGACAGAGUUUGAUGACACGUGGUCAAUCAUAACUGAUAUCUGCCAAAGACUGCAAACGUACACAAACAAAGACUAUAUGUCUGGACUGAGUAAUAUUCAAAGUCAGGCUUUAGAAGAGGAGUACGAAACAACAGUCAUAGAAAAACUUAGGGAAGAUUAUGAAAAUAACCAAUCUCUACUGGAAAAGUUAUCUUCUGUGGAAAAGGAUUUGCAAGAAUUGAAAAGAAAAUCUGAAGACAAAGAAAACACUCUGGUAAAAGAGAUUCUGGACAAUUGGCGAGAAGACGAUGUUGCCUUCAUUCCUACAAGAGCAAGUGAAGCGGUUCAAGAAAAGCUUGAAAGUCUUAACCUCAUCACAGUGGUAGGAAAUUCUGGAUCCGGGAAAUCUGCAAUAAUUCAACAUAUUGCACUAAUUCUUAAAGAGAAGGGAUGGAAUGUCAUACCGGUGGAUAAGGUGGAAGAAAUAAAAAAGAUCUGUUCAACCGGAGUCUCAGAAAAUCGUAUAUUAUUUGUAUUAAAUGAUCCUUUAGGUAAGGAGUCGUUAGAUGAAAUUUUGUAUCACUCGUGGAAACGUUUAGAGAAAACGCUGGAGAUUUGCUUGAAAAAGAAUAAACUAUUGAUAUCAUGUAGAAGGUGCGUCUUUAAUGACAAGAGAAUCAAGGGUAACUUAUUAGAUGACUCAUCUGUAGUAGAAAUUGACAACGAAAAAAAUGGACUGACGAUUGACGAGAAAAGAGCGAUCUUAAAUCAGUAUUCACAGAAUCUUCAUUUAUCCGAGGAGGUUGUUACUGAAAUAAUCAAAACAGAAGCUUACUUCCCAUUGCUUUGUAAGCUUUAUUCAAGGGAGGCGAACUACAAAGAAAAGGGGGUCGAUUUCUUUAAAAAUCCGUACAAAUUUAUUAAAAAUGAAGUAGAAAUUUGGAAGAAAACUGACAAGAAAAGAUUUUGCUCACUUAUCUUGAUAGUGGCUUUUAAAAACAAUUUGAAAAUCGAUGCUAUUGUAAAAAAUGAUAUUUGUUUGAUGAAAUUUAAAGAAAUUUUAGGUAUGUGCGAGUUACAAGAAAACACACAUAUAUCAGUCAUUCGUAGUACUCUAAAUCAGCUGAAAGGAUCCUAUGUCAAACGUGUCGGAAAUGCUUUCCAAUUCCUUCACGACUUUAUUAUGGAGAUAACGACUCUGGUGUUUGGUGUUGAUUGUCCACAAGAGACAAUACAGUACGCAGACAGUGGUUUUCUGAGACGUCGGGUGAUGAUAGAAGACGAUACAGAAAAGGAAGAUCGCGAUCCCUUCACUGUUUACCUUCCUGAAGAAUACAUUGAUGAUCUUGUGGACAGGUUUAUCAUUGACAUGCAAACAGAACACCUUGUAGAUGUUCUACUCAAUCCAUGUUUAAGGAAAGAGUGCGUCAUCAACUCUUUUAAGGAAAAAGUGGAUUCGCGCGAAAAGCUUCUUGUAAAAAUUAAAUGUGAAUUAGAUAGAUCGGAAUUUCAAAAAUUAAUUGAAAGAUCUUUUUUCACAAGACUUGAUUUCCUUUAUUCAUUUAAAAGUGAAAUAUGUCCUUUAGUCGGAUUUAUUGUAUUUUGUCAUACUGACAUUUCUUUAUUUUUCAUGAAAAGUAUACCUGAAACAAAGUUGAAAGAACAUCCUAUAUUUUCUGCUAUAUGUGCGAAUGGUGAUUUAAACCUAUUAAAUUCUCUCAGUGAAGAAUAUAAAAAAUCAGGAAUGAUGGAAAUAUGGGAUGACCUUUUACCAAUUCAUGUUGCUUCGAUUUUUCAUAAUUUUUCAAUACUUGAAGAGUUAGUAAGACUUGGUGCUGACGUUAACAAGUUAACAAAAGAUGGAUGGUGGAGUCCGUUAUUACUCGCUGCUGCAAAUGAUGAAGAUCAUAUCAAAGAGGCCGGAAUCGAAACAAAAACUGGAGAGAGACGUAAGAACACAAUUAUUUGCUUAUUGAACAACGGUGAUGAAAUCAAUUCAUAUGAUACUGAGAACAGAGACAGUUCUCUUUCUAUGGCUUGUUAUAGGGGACGUGAUAGCACGGUACAACUGUUACUGAACAACGGUGCCGACAUCAAUUUAUGUGAGAAGAAUGGAGCCAGUCCUCUUCAUGUAGCUUGUCAUGAUGGACAUGAUAGCACGGUACAACUGUUACUGAACAACGGUGCCGACAUCAAUUUAUGUGAGAAGAAUGGAGCCAGUCCUCUUCAUGUAGCUUGUCAUGAUGGACAUGAUAGCACGGUACAACUGUUACUGAACAACGGUGCCGACAUCAAUUUAUGUGAUAAUGAUGGAGACAGUCCUCUUUAUAUAGCUUGUCAAAAUGGACAUGAUAGCACGGUACAACUGUUACUGAACAACGGUGCCGACAUCAAUUUAUGUAACAAGAAUGGGAUCAGUCCUCUUUAUAUAGCUUGUCAAAAUGGACAUGAUAGCACGGUACAACUGUUACUGAACAACGGUGCCGACAUCAAUUUAUGUGAGAAGAAUGGAGCCAGUCCUCUUCAUAUAGCUUGUCAAAAUGGACAUGAUAGCACGGUACAACUGUUACUGAACAACGGUGCCGACAUCAAUUUAUGUGAGAAGAAUGGAGCCAGUCCUCUUCAUGUAGCUUGUCAUAAUGGACAUGAUAGCACGGUACAACUGUUACUGAACAACGGUGCCGACAUCAAUUUAUGUAACAAGAAUGGGAUCAGUCCUCUUUAUAUAGCUUGUCAAAAUGGACAUGAUAGCACGGUACAACUGUCACUGAACAACGGUGCCGACAUCAAUUUAUGUGAUAAUGAUGGAGACAGUCCUCUUUGGAUAGCUUGUCAAAAUGGACAUGAUAGCACGGUACAACUGUUACUGAACAACGGUGCCGACAUCAAUUUAUGUGAUAACGAUGGAUUCAGUCUUCUUUAUGUAGCUUGUCAAAAUGGACAUGAUAGCACGGUACAACUGUUACUGAACAACGGUGCCGACAUCAAUUUAUGUAACAAGAAUGGAAUCAGUCCUCUUUAUAUAGCUUCUCUAAGUGGACAUGAUAGCACGAUACAAAUCCUACUGAACAACGGUGCCGACAUCAAUUUAUGUAACAAGAAUGGAGUCAGUCCUCUUUAUAUAGCUUGUCAAAAUGGACAUGAUAGCACGGUACAACUGUUACUGAACAACGGUGCCGACAUCAAUUUAUGUGAGAAGAAUGGAGCCAGUCCUCUUUAUAUAGCUUGUCAAAAUGGACAUGAUAGCACGGUACAACUGUUACUGAACAACGGUGCCGACAUCAAUUUAUGUAACAAGAAUGGAGUUAGUCCUCUUUAUAUAGCUUGUGAAACUGGACAUGAUAGCACGGUACAACUGUUACUGAACAACGGUGCCGACAUCAAUUUAUGUAAUAAGAAUGGAGCCAGUCCUCUUUAUAUAGCUUGUCAAAAUGGACAUGAUAGCACGGUACAACUGUUACUGAACAACGGUGCCGACAUCAAUUUAUGUAACAAGAAUGGAGCCAGUCCUCUUUAUAUAGCUUGUCAAAAUGGACAUGAUAGCACGGUACAACUGUUACUGAACAACGGUGCCGACAUCAAUUUUUGUAACAAGAAUGGAGCCAGUCCUCUUUCUAUAGCUUGUCAAAAUGGACAUGAUAGCACAGUACAAUUGUUACUGAACAACGGUGCUGACAUCAAUUUAUGUGAUAAAGAUGGAAACAGUUCUCUUUGGAUAGCUUGCGAAAACUCACAUUGCAGCACAAUCGAACUUCUAUCAAAUUCAGGUGCUGAUGUAAAUCUAUGCAAUAAAGGUCACUGCAGUCCGUUGUACCUAGCAUGUCUCCACGGUGAUGACAGAAUGGUUAAACUUUUAUUGAACAAAGGUGCCGAUAUUAAUUUAUGUGACAACGAGAGAAACAGUCCACUCUACAUAGCCUGUGAAAACGGACAUUACAGCACGGUCGAAUUAUUAUUAUUAAGAAAUGAUACUUGCAUUAAUUUAUGCAAUAAAGACAAUAAGAGUCCACUGUACAUAGCAAAUUUAUAUGGUCAUGACAGUAUCGCUGAACUUUUACUACAGUAUGGUGCUGAGUUUUUAUUCUGAAGAUGGAUUCAGUGGUUUCUCAAUACCAAGUGCGUUCACAUUAUUUUUGAGAUAUGGAGCUUAAAAAAAAUUUAGCUUUGAUUAGAGCUUGCAAAAAUGAGUGGGAUACUAUCAUAUAGAUUUUAAAUAAUUUGUAUUAUCAAUUACAGGUAUCAAUAUUUAUUUUCAUUUAUAUGUCGACUUGCUAUUUCCUAGUGAAUCUGAAAUCGAAGACACCACAGAAUCUGUUACUUCUGUUUCAUGUUCGAAUGUUCGGAGAAUUAUAUUAUAUUUUUUAAUUGCAUUGUUAGCAAAUAUAACCUUUCAUGAAUGGGUUUACGACCAAGUGAUAGACUGCUUUGUACUUAAUUUAGCAAAGGAACGUUGCCUCUAUCCAUCGAAAAAACAUGGCGAAUAUGACCGAUCAAAGGGGAUGUUUUCUCAUUUUUGGCACCUGAGUCUACUCCUGGAGUGCUUGAGAUUCGUGUUUUAUGUAUGGUUUACAGAUAUUUAUUGCUUUUAAAAAUUUGUGUGGAUUGAUCUUUGUUUCUUUUAAUUUAGUGAUUACUGACGUACUGUUAAUCUUCAAAUUUUGUGUGACAACUGAUUUUUUUAAAAAUAAACUUCGUAUGUAAAAGCGAGAUAGAGAUAUUGUACUUUAAAGAAUUUUUCUCUAAAGUUUGUGUUAUUGUUCAUAUUUAAAAAUAAUACUUUUGUACGUAAGAAUUGCUUUUUUUUGUAAGAAAACACAAAAAAGUUCUUUUGAAUAAAAAGUAUACUUUUUUAUAGUAAUUUUUUAAGCUUACUUACACUUUAAUGUCAUAUGAUUUUCUUUUUUUUAUUGUUCUACUGCUAUUUAAAGGUGUAAGUUAUAAAAAAUUUCAGUCCAAUAUAACGUCUUGUUUCAAGAGAGCAAAGUCUUGCGGCUACAUAAAGCUUUUUGUUCUUGUUAGAGCAAGGGAGCAGUCUGUUAUUUGAUAUAAAGCUAUAACAUUGCACUGUAUUUCUGCAAUAUUUAAAUGUAUUCUGUAAGAUGGGUAAUGAUUAUUUAUUUGGGUGUUAUUUAUUCUGUAAGACGGGUAAUAGUUAUUUAUUUGGGUGUUAUUAAGGGCUUUAAUUAUCUUAACCCUAUACAGGCAACACAUGAGUUCGAACUGUUGUUUUGAAAAUAUUUUAUUGACAAUAUGUUAAAGGGAUCGGACACAAGUUCUAACAACUUAGGUAGUCCUCUCCCUAAACUGUUAUGUUUACAACAUCCAGGUAUAUUCUCUUG
Molecule: messenger RNA, 5744 nt
Organism: Saccostrea cuccullata (small rock oyster)
Lineage: Eukaryota; Metazoa; Mollusca; Bivalvia; Ostreida; Ostreidae
Exons: 2
Coding region: 26-4492 (1488 amino acids)
Molecular function (GO): protein binding
Source: RefSeq, a predicted model, not a curated record